AAGGUCGAAACGGCAAUUCAUCGUCUCUUCCACCAAACUCCAUUAUCCCUGUCAGACGAAAGACCCGUGCCGGGAACUACAACGAUCAGUUAAAGAUCUCUUUGAAUGAUGUUUGGGUUCGGAUUCGAAUAUUUACAUGCCAUUGAAGGUGUGUAGGUAUUUGCUUGGAAAAUAAUGAUUGUAACGAUGGUGGUGAGGCGACUCGGUAAGAUAUCGCGGCUGAUGGGAAACAGAGCAUCUACAUUACUUACUAGUAAUGGAAAUUAUAGUCCCAUAAAUAGGCAGAGCACGUCUUCGACCUAUCGUUACAGCUCCGAUUGCAAUCCCACAAAUAAGGUCUUGAGAAAUCUUCCGCCGUAUGUAAAGAUAGUGGAGGUUGGGCCGAGGGAUGGAUUGCAAAAUGAGAAGGAGAUUGUACUGACCACCGUAAAGGUUCAGUUAAUAAAAAUGCUGGUUUCUUCGGGAUUGAGUGUCGUCGAGGCCACGAGUUUUGUAUCACCAAAAUGGGUUCCACAGCUGGCAGAUGCAAAGGAUGUAAUGGAUGCGAUUCGGAAUAUUCAAGGAGCCCGAUUUCCAGUGUUGACUCCCAACCUUAAAGGUUUUGAAGAUGCUGUUUCGGCUGGAGCCAAGGAAGUGGCCAUCUUCGCCUCAGCUUCCGAGUCUUUUUCCAAGUCGAACAUAAAUUGCAGCAUCGAAGAUAGUCUUUCCCGUUUUAGAGAUGUCACUUCUGCUGCCAAAGAGCUCUCAGUUCCAGUUCAAGGAUACAUAUCAUGUGUCGUUGGUUGCCCGGUUGAAGGAAUGGUGCCUCCAUCAAAAGUAGCGUACGUAGCUAAACAGCUCUUUGAUAUGGGUUGCUCCGAAAUUUCCCUUGGCGAUACAAUUGGUGUCGGCACGCCUGGUACUGUCAUUCCAAUGCUCGAAAAUGUUAUGAAUGUUGUCCCGCUCGACAAGCUCGCGGUCCAUUUUCAUGACACUUACGGGCAAGCUCUUUCUAAUAUUUUGGCAUCGCUCCAAAUGGGGAUCAGCACCGUGGAUUCAUCAGUUUCUGGCCUAGGAGGUUGUCCGUAUGCUAAGGGUGCAUCGGGAAAUGUUGCCACCGAGGAUGUUGUCUACAUGCUCAACGGAAUCGGAAUACAAACAAACGUCGAUAUCGAAAAGCUCAUGUUGGCCGGGGAGUUUAUAUGCAAGCAUUUGAAGCAGCCACCGAGUUCGAAGACGGCAGUUGCAUGGAGUAGUAAGAAGGCUAACUCCAAGCUUUAAGGUAGAUUGUAUUUACUCCCCUGUUUUCAUUGUGUAGAUAUUUACAAUAUAAUG
This is a messenger RNA of Hibiscus syriacus, 1314 nucleotides long. RefSeq names its product hydroxymethylglutaryl-CoA lyase, mitochondrial-like. The transcript has 9 exons. The coding region runs from base 175 to 1260 and encodes 361 amino acids. Gene Ontology annotation, molecular function: hydroxymethylglutaryl-CoA lyase activity. NCBI's taxonomy places the organism in Eukaryota, Viridiplantae, Streptophyta, Magnoliopsida, Malvales, Malvaceae. Gene Ontology annotation, biological process: ketone body biosynthetic process; L-leucine catabolic process. The record is from RefSeq and is a predicted model, not a curated record.